Messenger RNA from Dioszegia hungarica, 1863 nucleotides. Its product is annotated as WD40-repeat-containing domain protein. The record is from RefSeq and is a predicted model, not a curated record. Gene Ontology annotation, cellular component: Cul4-RING E3 ubiquitin ligase complex. The transcript has 11 exons. NCBI's taxonomy places the organism in Eukaryota, Fungi, Basidiomycota, Tremellomycetes, Tremellales, Bulleribasidiaceae. Bases 1 to 1863 code for a protein of 620 amino acids. Gene Ontology annotation, molecular function: protein binding. Gene Ontology annotation, biological process: proteasome-mediated ubiquitin-dependent protein catabolic process.
AUGGGGGAUGAUGACGAUGAGGGCGAUGAGGAGGACGACGAUGAAGAUGGGGAUGGGGGUGCUGGAUCACCCCAGUAUACACUCCAGGUGGACCCGAACGAUCCGGAAUCUGGAGCGGCCUUCCUGGAGAUCGCGGCUCUUCUUAACGGACAGGAAGCCUCCCCGGCCGCUCAGUCUUCCCUCCUGCAGAGACUCCUAGCUGGCGGAUUCAUACGCACGUCCCAGCGAAACGCGCCGCCUGUGCUUACGCCGGAAGAAAGGGCCGAGAGGGAGGCGGAACGCAGGAGGAGGGAACAGUGGUGGACACCGCAAACCAAGCCGCAUCCCCGCGGUAAGGAGUUGCUGUGCGGGGGUGAGUUUGGGAGGGUGGGGCAGUGGAAGGCGGAUAAGCGGGAUGGGAGGGGGGAGGUGAGGCGGCCGAGGCUGAGGGAGACGGCGAGAUUUGGGGCGGCAACAUUGCCUAAUACCAAUGGUACGGUCGUAGCGGUCUACCCGUCGGUACCUUACGUUGGCCAGUACGCCAAACAAGACUACUCGAUAUUCUUCACCGCAACCCAAAACUUCACCCUACACCUCUACAACCUCGCCUCGGCCCGUCCCACGCCCAAGCGGCCUCGCGACAUGUAUGCGGGACCGCAGUGGAGGGGGAUGAGGGGGAUGGGGGGUGUUGGGGAGGAUACGAGUCUCAAGAAGAUUAAGGCUGUGAGGGGGGAGGAGGGAUCAUGGACUAUCACCGAUAGUGACUCUACCAGGGAUGGAGAGAGGAUGAUCUACUCGUCCAUCACCCCUUAUGUCCAUAUGCUACACACCGGUGAACACGAGGCGGAUCAUACCUGCCUGGACUUUUCGGGAUCCGCGGGGAGCCGAGGCGGUGGGAUGUGGGGUGGAGGUGGUUUCGGAAUCUGGAGUAUCCGAUUCUCGGCGGACGGAAAGGAGGUCGUUGCUGGUGGUGGAGAAGGCCGGAUCAUGGUGUAUGAUAUUGAAGCUGAGCGGCGAUCACUCAGUAUUGUCGGACAUGCCGAUGAUGUCAACGCGGUCUGUUUCGCCGAUGAAUCCUCUACCAACAUCCUCGUUUCAGGCUCCGACGACGGUUAUGUCAAAAUAUGGGAUCGCCGCUCGUUAUCAGGCGGGACCCCGUCGGGUGUCCUCGUCGGCGCGACCGAGGGUAUCACGUAUACCUCGCCAAAGGGCGACGGGCGGUAUAUCGUUGUCAACUCCAAAGACCAGGCGGCGCGGUUGUAUGAUUUGAGGAAGAUGAAGAGUUGGAGCGAGUUUGAAGGGGAGAUGGAUGCGGUUGGGAAGUGGGGGCAGCCGAGGUUUGACUACCGGAAUGCACGGUACCCGCCCCCUCAGCGCCUAGCCCACCCGAAAGAUUGUUCAGUGAUGACGUACCGUGGCCAUGCGGUGCUUCGGACAUUGAUCAGGUGUCAUUUCUCCCCGAGGGAGAGUACGGGGCAGGGGUAUAUCUAUUCGGGGAGCGCGGAUGGGUUGAUCCAUAUUUGGUCUUUGGAUGGGCAAGUCGUCCAAGUCCUUGAUCGAUCCCGAUCCGUCCCGCUCCGAGAUGCCAACAACAACUUUACCGAUCCCUCCGCGCCUGAACCUACGCGGAACGCGACCGAGUCGCAGUUCCGCAACUCGACGAGACAGGCUUCGGGGCAUUGUACGCGGGACGUUAGUUGGCAUGGCUAUGAGCCGAGUCUGAUGUCUACAUCCUGGACAGUCAGUGGUGGAUAUCGCCAAGGCGGCUCGAUUGCCAAGCAUGAAUGGAAGGGGCUCGGUAAGGGCGGAUUGAGGAGGUUGGAGGAUUGGGUAGAGAGGGAGGCGGGGCAGUAUGAGGCUGGGCAGUCGGGUGUGCAGAUCUGA